AUGGAAAAAGCAUUGUCUAGUAAGUCUACUGCUCCUCAGACAAGAUGUUAUGGCGGCAGCAAAUCAUUUAGCUCUUCUGGUGAAAGACGAGGCUCCUCAUCUUCUGGUACAGAGAACAAAAGUUCGGGUCCUUCCAGCUCUUCAAACCAGACAGCCAAAGCUGAGCCGAUACAGAGAAGCAAAGCUAGAUCUGAGAGACACCAGAGAACAUCUGACCGUGCGGCAGAGGCUCUUGCAGAGAAGAAACUCCGUGAUCUCAAAGCCCAGAAAGAGCAGACUGAGAGAAAUAAACUUGCGGAUACUCUUGACGCUGAUGUCAAACGGUGGUCAAGUGGAAAGGAAAAAAACUUGCGGGCUUUGCUCUCAACACUCCAAUACAUCCUUGGAGCAGAGAGUGGAUGGAAACCAAUUCCUCUCACUGAUCUUGUCUCAAGUGCUUCUGUGAGAAAAGCUUACCGAAAGGCAACGCUUUACGUCCAUCCCGACAAGCUUCAACAGCGUGGCGCAUCCACACAACAGAAGUACAUUUGCGAGAAAGUUUUCGAUCUUCUCAAGGAAGCAUGGAACAAAUUUGGCGCAGAGAACGAUAAGUAA
Microthlaspi erraticum is the source of this 594-nucleotide messenger RNA. The record is from the annotation of a GenBank genome assembly. NCBI's taxonomy places the organism in Eukaryota, Viridiplantae, Streptophyta, Magnoliopsida, Brassicales, Brassicaceae.